Molecule: messenger RNA, 2064 nt
Organism: Physcomitrium patens
Lineage: Eukaryota; Viridiplantae; Streptophyta; Bryopsida; Funariales; Funariaceae
Source: RefSeq, a predicted model, not a curated record
CUCUUGUAUUCGAAGAUUCCUGAACUUCUUUGUAACGCAUAUUGAGAACUUUUCUUUUAUUUUUUCCCGUUUCUUUCUUUGUUGUUAUGAACCUAUCUGCUACUUAUAGGAUUCCAGAUGCGUUUAUCAUAUCUAAAGCAAGUUUUCUUUUGUGGAUAUUUAUUGCGUUGUCCUUGUAAGUAUUUUUCCAAGUCUCAUUUAGCCCUUUCCAACAUGGGUGGGUGAACCUAAUAUCCUAUCUGCUAAUAAGUUGUGCUACCACUGUUUUCCUUUCUGAAGCUCUGUAGUUUGUGACACACACAAGUGUAAAUCCAUCUAGUACACUCGAAAGGACCUGGGACAGAUGCUGAGCAAGUUCUUCAAAGGGAAGACGCGUAGUCAACAGAGGUGUGAUAUGUGCCUUUUUGAGGCUUCUUCGUGUUCGUGAUAUGUUUGACCACGAAGUUGUGGCUAGGUCGCUAUGGAUCUUGCAGGUCGUGCCUCAUGUGACCUUCCCCCAACCAUGGAUCUCCAAAUUGUCUGUAGAGCUUCUCAGGGACUUCAAACAAAAUACAGUUACCGAUUGAAAUUCUCAAGAUAUCUUCAUUGAGAUUAUGAUUGCAACAGAAGUAUAUUAGAUGAGUGUCAAGAUCAAUGCUUCGAGAUUGCUGUAGAUGGCAGCUAUGCACUUCUGGUUCUGUCCCUGUGCCAUGCAACGAUCAAAUCUGCCUGAAAUCAAAGUUUCUACACAAAACGACUGAAACUGCAGCUCAUGUUUCUACACAAAACUUUUCUGCAUUUGCUGCAGUGGGAUUGUGCAGAGUAUCAUUUUGCUUACUCUUCAACAGCAGUUUGUUUGAUGACAUCUGGAUGCGUGCUAUUGGGAUAUUUGUGUAAUCAUUCGCACUCAUUUUGAACGUAGACACUGAUGUGCGGAUGUCAUUAUUGGUAAAUGCCAUGUGUAGAUUUCAUGGUUUUCUUAAGGUUUAUCCGUAAGUGAAGUAACAGUAACUAUCAGACUCUACACAAGUAGCAUUGGGCAUAUGAUCGCAUCAGCGAGAAACAAUAGCAUCGUCACCUUCAAACCCUAACUAGCUGCGACCUGCCGUUAUUAUAAUCUGAACAAUCUUGAUUGUUUUCUUGAUAUUUCUUGAUCAUUUUCUUGAUCAUCUCCCUGGGUUUGUGGAAAAGGAAAAGAGUUAGCAGAUCCACAUCCAAUGUCACUGAUAAUGACCCCUCUUUCCCCUAACAAUUAGUGUCUAUUUUGCUAGAGAUGGAACUCUGAUCCAAUCAAUUCAUUACUUCCUCUUACAAUAACCUUCCUCCGGAAUCAUUUUUCGCCUUCGGUGUUCUUUACAGGAAAAUCGUUGAGGUUGCUGUUCCAGUGCGACCAGGUGGGAUUGUGUAUAGAGAGUUGUGUUGAGGUGGUUGUGAUUAUAAAGGAAUUACAUGGGUCCCAACCGAAAGUUGCGGCAAUCAUUCGUGUGGGAGGAUGAGAUGGUGGAGGUGCGGGAAUUAUUUAAGCGUGUUGAUCGUGUGCGACAAAGUGGGUUCACGGGAAUUAGUACUUGGAAGAGUCGUAUUCCAUCUGCAGGCACAUUGAGCCAGAAUAGAUUGCAACGGCGUCGUGCCCUUUGCUCUGUAGAACUUUCGCACUUGAACUACCAGGAAGCUCCAUUUGAAUCGUUGAAUCACUUGCAAAACAUUCGUGGAAUGUGUGCUCGCAUCAAGCGUCAGGAUUAUACUGUAGAGAGAAAGAAGAAGGACGUGGACUUAACAAGUCGACCAUCAAUUUUAAGACGCCCGGUUUCAUCAAUGAGUGUGAAAAACCGAGGGAAAAAACAACUUCAAUUAGAGGUUGGCAGGCCUAGCACAAGUUCCAGUCCAAUGAGAAACAUAAACAACACGGGUCAGAAGCGUGGUGUUGGACAUGCGUCUUUACAAUAUUACUCUUCAAGGCGUACCACCUUGAAUAAUGUUUCCUACAAAAUGCGUUCAACCUCAAGCAACGCCACUGGCAAGUGCUUUACUAAGUUUCUCUCUGCAGCCCCAACUAUCCUCCUAACCUUGCCCCAUUUCAUAUGA